ACCAUGGAAGAGAUCGACCCAGCUUUCAUUCAAGACCCAGAGCACAGGCCAAUGCUCUCAACCAUCCAAGCCGAAGGCAUUCCCAUAAUAGACCUCUCCCCAAUAACCAAUCACACAGUUACAGACCCAUCUUCCAUAGAAGGCUUAGUGAAGGAGAUAAGGAGUGCAUGCAAGGAGUGGGGCUUCUUCCAAGUAACAAACCAUGGGGUGCCACUAACUCUAAGGCAGAGGAUCGAGAAAGCCUCGAGGAUGUUCUUUGCACAGAGUCUGGAGGAUAAGAGGAAGUUUAGAAGAGACGAGAACAAUCCGAGUGGUUAUCAUGACACGGAACACACCAUGAACUUUAGGGACUGGAAAGAAGUAUUCGAAUUUCUAGGCAAAGAACCCACUUUCAUUCCUAUCACUUCUGAUGAACUUGAUGAUCGACUCACUCAGUUGACUAAUCCAUCCCCUGAAUACCCUCCAAACUUCAGGGUUAUAAUCCAAGAGUAUAUUCAAGAGAUGGAAAAGCUAGCCUUUAAGUUGCUGGAGUUUAUAGCUCUGAGUUUAGGCCUUGAAGCAAAGAGGUUCCAAGAUUUUUUCAUCAAUGAUCAAACUAGCUCUAUUCUACUCAACCACUAUCCUCCAUGUCCUCAUCCCCACCUAGCACUUGGCAUUGGUCCACACAAGGAUGCUACUGCCUUGAGCAUUCUUGCCCAAGAUGAGGUUGGAGGACUUGAAGUGAAACGUAAAACAGAUCAAGAGUGGGUUCGAGUGAAACCCACCCCAGAUGUUUAUAUUAUCAACAUUGGUGAUAUUAUUCAGGUCUGGAGCAAUGACACCUAUGAGAGUGUGGAACACAGAGUGGUGGUUAACUCUGAGAAAGAAAGGUUUUUCAUUCCCUUCUUCUUCAACCCAGCACACGACACCGAAGUCAAGCCUUUGGAGGAGCUGAUAAAUGAGCAAAACCCUUCAAAAUAUAGGCCAUUCAAAUGGGGCAAGUUUAUUAUCCGGAGAAUGAACAGCAAUUUCAAGAAACAAAAUGAGGAGAUCCUUCGAAUUUAUCAUUAUAAGCUAGCUUGAAGG
This is a messenger RNA of Gastrolobium bilobum, 1065 nucleotides long. RefSeq names its product jasmonate-induced oxygenase 4-like. The record is from RefSeq and is a predicted model, not a curated record. Gene Ontology annotation, molecular function: dioxygenase activity. NCBI's taxonomy places the organism in Eukaryota, Viridiplantae, Streptophyta, Magnoliopsida, Fabales, Fabaceae. The transcript has 3 exons. Bases 4 to 1062 code for a protein of 352 amino acids.